Messenger RNA from Hydractinia symbiolongicarpus, 1993 nucleotides. RefSeq lists its product as uncharacterized. Gene Ontology annotation, cellular component: membrane. The transcript has a single exon. The record is from RefSeq and is a predicted model, not a curated record. The coding region runs from base 421 to 1866 and encodes 481 amino acids. NCBI's taxonomy places the organism in Eukaryota, Metazoa, Cnidaria, Hydrozoa, Anthoathecata, Hydractiniidae.
AUUUUAUUAUAAUGUCAAUUUCAAACAUAAGCACGCGGCAGAUCAUCCAGUACUAAUAAUCCCAACACUCCUUCAUAUUAUACACACGCAGGAGGGUGAAGUCUUGUUUUUUCCGUGAAAGUUAUUUAUUUUUUAUACAAAACCUUCCACUAACCAUUGAAUGGUAAGACAGAUAGAAUGCGGAAAAUUUUAGUCUCUAUCAACAAAAUUUAUAAAUCAGAAACUGCCAGCUACUAGGCAAUGAGAAUCCCUAAAACCCCAACGCUUUGCUCCAUAAGGUUUAUUCUUACAACUCUGCAGAAACGGGUGAGUGUUGUAAUCAUAGCUGUCUGUUCUAAAAUUGUUUAAUAUACUGUGAAUUAAUUUUAGCAUAUUCUGUCUGUAGCAAAGGAUUGUAAUCAAUUCAGUCAGAAUAAAGUAAUGGCUGCUCAUACCAUAUACAUGAAACUUUCGUUACUUAUGAUGGAUGGAGUGAAGGGAACUUAUAUCGCAUACCUUGGUGCUUUUCUUACUUCUAUUGGACUAUCAACAAGUCAAACGGGUUUAAUUACGGGGAUUCGGUUGAUUCCCGGCUUUCUCUGUGCUCCAGCGUGGGGUGCACUUGUUGAUCAUACCGGUCGAAGAAGACUAAUAAUGUGUAUUCUCAUGAUUGGUUCGUUAUUAACGCUGUUUCCGUUGCCGUGGAUUGCACGUUUUAGUGAGACAAAGCUUAAAAAACAGUCAAACUGCUCUAGUUGGAAUAACACCGAAUCUCCGCCAUUUAAAGACGUGGAAUGCAACAAAAAUUCAGAUGGUUUAUUUUGGGUUAUGCUUAUUGUUUUAUCUGUAUCAACCUGUUUUGAUCAACCGGCUCAUGCUUUAAUAGAUUCCGUAGUAGUAAGCAUUGUGCAAGGAAUGAAGAAAAGUGUUAACUACGGGCAACAAAAAGCGUUUGGUUCGAUAGGAUUUGCUUUAGGCAACGUUUUAGCUGGUAUCGCUGCAGACAAUUACACUAAUGCAACGCUAUCAUCAUACAGCGCGAUUUUUUUUGUAUUCUUAUCAUUUCUUCUUGGAGCUUUUCCAUUUUUCUUUAAAGUAAUUGAUCAAGUAGAAGGACAAAUUAAGAAUAGAAGAGAAAAUGAAAACAAAGAGAAUGAAAUUGAAACCAUUCAAACAGCGAGUCGAUUUUAUGCGUGGCAGCUUGUGGCGAAAACAUGUACAAAUAUGGAUAACUUUAUUUUUCUUUUUACUGUGUUUUUACAAGGGAUAAUGUCCGCGAAUAUGUUCAUUUUUCUUUUUGUUUUCAUGGAAAAGGAGUUAGAUGCUUCUAAAACGAAUAUGGGCUUAUCAAUGGGCGUAGCUGCUACAAGUGAAAUUGCUGUGUUUGCAUCCUCGCCAGUGCUGUUUCGAUUAUUUCGGGGAAAAAUUCCUUGCCUAAUUAUUGGAGUCUCCUCUUAUUUUGUGCAAUUUAUUUUGAUCUCGUUUGUCAACAACCCAUGGUUAAUUUUACCAAUUCGGCUAAACCAUGCGAUUGGAUUUGGAUUAUUUUGGGUGGCUUCGAUCGAACAAACAAAUAUUAUAAGCCCCAAGGAAAUAGCAUUCAUGAUGUUUGGUUUACUUAAUGGUUUGUUUUAUUCUCUUGGUGGUUGCGUUGGAACAAUAGGUGGAGGAGCUCUCUACGAUCGCUUCGGCGCUAGAGUAUUUUUCAGAGGAUUGGCGGCGUGCAGUUUUGCGUGGACUGUGUUUCUUUUACUUUACUUUUAUGUUUGGAAGCGAUUUGUCAACAAAUGUUUUCGGAGCUCUGAAGGAGAUGAAGAACAGCAUGAGAAAAAUGAGAAAAUUGAGAAAAAUACUUCAGAGGUGGUUGUAAAUGAUGCCGCUUUAUAAUCUGUAGAAUUAAUUUAAGAUCGUAGAAUUAUCUUAAGAUUGUAGAAUUACCUUAAAGUCGUAGAAUUAUCUGUUGAUCGUAGAAUUAUCUGCAGAUCGAAAGAUUAUCUUAAGAUCGUAGAAUUAU